This is a messenger RNA of Pecten maximus, 2922 nucleotides long. RefSeq names its product low-density lipoprotein receptor-related protein 4-like. Gene Ontology annotation, cellular component: membrane. NCBI's taxonomy places the organism in Eukaryota, Metazoa, Mollusca, Bivalvia, Pectinida, Pectinidae. The transcript is spliced from 10 exons. Bases 189 to 1352 code for a protein of 387 amino acids. The record is from RefSeq and is a predicted model, not a curated record.
GUUAAGCAUCUUUACGACGCGGAAGGAUAAUUCGAAUGAGUAAACAGGAUUAACAUAAACAGUUCAGUGUUCAGUGUAACAAGGCAGUUUUUCGUCAAGGUAGAUUAUUCCAGAUUAUGAACACGACAUACUAGUUAUUUUGUACUUCCCUGUGUGUGAUCAACAGAGGGGCGAGGUCAUACAGGAAAAUGUUCUUGAUGGUGAUGAUAGUUCUCUCAAAGUUGUAUCUGAAUUCUGCAACAGAUCCUGAAUAUUAUGUGAUUGUGUAUGGGCCUGGGGCUAACCAAGGACGUGUUCAACUGAUCUUUGGUACGGAAUCAUUUACACUCUGUGGAGAUGGCUGGGAUGACGCGAAUGCCGCCGUGGUGUGUAGAAUGCUUGGUUAUACAAGCGGAGCUGUUGCUCUUCAAAAUGUCACAACUGCUAAUGCCGAUGACAUAUGGUCUCACCAAUUUGACUGUAAUGGAAGUGAGCCGUCCCUUCGGAAAUGUCCAAUAAUGGCGGUCGAUAAUGUCACUGAAUGCGCAACUCGUGGAGCGCCCGGGGUGUUCUGUUCAAAGGAUCAAGUUCCAGACGAUUUCUUCCUCCUGUCCUUUGGUUCAUCUAUUGCCCGAAUGGAUCGUUCGCACGAGAGUUUAACAGUGAUACAGUCUGGUGGUUUAGGACUAGUAAUCGCCGUCGACUAUGAUCCCAUUCAGCAUGACAUUCUUUGGACGGACAUAGUACUUAAUCAGAUUGCUAAAUGUCAUCUCAACGGAGGAGAGAUAACCAUUGUGUUUCAAGCAGGAGACGCUUCCGUGAUGGAUGGAUUCGCAGUCGACAGCGAUUCCCGACUUAUGUUCUAUACAGAUACCGGAUAUGACGAAAUAGGUGUGGUUCACAUGGACACAUUAACAAGAACUGUACUAUUUAAUUCAUCGUUAGAAGAACCGCGGAAGAUAAUCUUCGACUCAAAUACCAGUGAGAUCUACUGGACAGAUUGGGGAACAAACGCAAAAAUCGAACGAGCAAACUAUGACGGUUCUGACCGAGAGGUUGUCGUCGAUUCCGGACUUGUCUGGCCAAACAGUCUCGUAUUAGAUGGGGACUUGUUGUACUGGUGUGACGGUUCGACUGAUGUAGUAGAGAAAAUAGCGAGGGAUGGCACUGGACGAACUGUUAUCUAUUCUACAGGGCUAGCGCACUGUUUUGACUUUGUCCUUGUGGAUGAUUACUUUUAUUGCAACGAUUGGGGUUCAGCAAAUAUAAUCAAACUUGGGAAGAACGGAAGUGACAUUUCUACAUAUGGUCCAGGUCUUCAAAAACGAUAUGGCAUCGCUCAUUAUCGUAAAGGUACAUUGAAUAAGUGUUAAUAUAAGAGUAUCAAACCAUUCUUUUGUGGUAAAGUUUACUUUGUUUUGAAUUAUUGAUUUUGUUUUAUAACGAUGAUAAACUGAUGAAUGUUGAAAAUUGAUAUGAAAAUAAUGAAAUAUUAAAAGUAUUCAGUAUAUUACACAUUGGCUCAUAACUACUGUGAUUGCAAUAUUGAUUUAAUAUUAUGUUAAGAUUGUUUGUGUUUUUUCUCUAUUGAUAUGUACCGAAUAUAUAUGUGUUUAUAUACUAUGUGCAUGCAGUAUAUUAUGUUACUUGCUAAUCCCUAAUCAUAUACAUAAUACAUAUGUAUCGCACUAAUAAUACAUGACCACUCUGGAUCCGAAGACCCCCGUAAACAGAUAAGUAUAAUUUAUUUAUUUGAUUGACCAGUAAAUAUACUCAUUCCAUGUGAAUUCCUAAAGGUAAGUAAAUAAAUAAAUCGUACCACAGUUCUUUGUGCAAAGAUCUAAUAGUAUGAUACACUGUGGAAUAGAACUAUUAGAUAUACAUGAUUAUGUUAUGUUUAAUUACAUAUUAUUAUAUAACCUGUUUAAUACUGAUGAUGUAAAAUAAGUCUAAAUGUUAUAUGUCGUCUUGGUGAAUUGAUGGUAUUAUUUUCUGGCAUGAAUGCCUCACAAGUAACGGCCUCCUGAAAUGUUGACAUGGAAACAACCCUAUAGCCAGUAGUUACGACAUUCAAUGGUUUACACACACAACAGAACGUCUCGUGUUUACGUUACAUAUGUUUAUAUACAACAACUUACGUUUUCUACAUUAAUUUCGUAUUACGAUUAAUCUUUUUAACAGUCUUUAGAAUAAAAUACUGUAUAUUGUUAUUUUUACUAUGCCUACUUCCUUUGUCAAAAUUUUCGUAAAUAUUAUUUAAUUUCGUUAUCAGAAUAAUAGAAUUGGAUACAUUUUUCGGUUGCUCAUUUUGAAAAAAUAACAUGGAGUCACCGAGGUCGCCCAGUUAGUAUAUAUUUAUGUUUCUUUCGGAGGUAAGCAUUUUAUCGACAAAAGGAGUAUAAAGGUGGAACCAAUGAUACGCAAUGGGUAGAGGAGUAGGGAAGGCUCUGUGGAUCAAGGACCCUGGAACAGAUGUUGGGGUCGGAGGAUGAUUGGGCGAGACGUGAUGAAGGGUCGGAUAAUAAUAACAUAACUUCAUCAUGAUGAUUAUUGUUGUUUAGAAUCCUCGUGAUGCUGAGAAAAAACAAUCUACACUGUAGACAUGGAUGUGGACUACUGGAGUUGUUAAGCACCAAGGCCCUCUGGAAGGUUAGAACUAUUCUACUCGAUGACCGCAAGAACACGAUUACAACAAACAUUACCAAGACGAUGAUUCUGAAUCGAUUGUGAUGGACACGGAUACAACAUGCUGGAAAUGGACAAAAUAUGUUAAUUACGUGUUAGCAUACAAUCGUCUUUGGUGAAAAUGCAUUGAAGGGGUAAUAAAUGCGCAUUAUUCGGUAGAUAUCAAAACAUGUCCAGUUUUCCUAUACUGUUAUUCUAUCAAACGUCAAGAACAUAAAAGUAUUUGAAAUUAAAUUUACAUUUGAAGGUAAAACUCGA